AAACCUGCCCAGAGGAGAAACCUCAUCAGAUUUCUGAGUGUCAUAAAGGAAUUACAGAUGUGCUGAUAUUGCAUCACAUGGCGAGCUAUAUGGCUUUUUGCAGCGCGUCUUACAAGGCUGGCAUGCCUGAACACAGUUAAACUGAGGAGGAAACUGUAGAUUAUCAAAUUCCUCAUGUGUAGACCAGCUGUCCCUGCGUGUACGUGCUCAGGUUUAGACAGAAGCUGUGGUUUGGCCCUCAUUGAGGGUCUCUGAGAAGUUGCUUAUGUGGCACCUCGGCUCCCCUUCAUUAUUUCCUGAUGUGUUCUCUCCUCUGUCCUCUUUCUGUCUUUUGUUUUUUUCCUGCUUGGGAGUGAUAAUCACAUCCCCAAACUACCCAGAGUCUGAUUUAUAUCCUUAAAUGUGACUCAUAGAUUAAUUAUAAGGAUAAAUAAAUUUAUAAACACCUUAAGAUAACUUAUCUUAGAUCCUUCCACGUCUCCAUCUCUGCUUCAAACCCUCCCACCUUCUCCCUUUUCCUGUCUUUAAUUACGGUGCCUCUGAUUGGCUGAAACUUUCUGAAACAUCGGACCAAUCAGGCAUCUUGUUGAGGCGGCCCUUGACGCCCUCAGGUGGUCCCCGUGUGUGUGUUUUCUGCGUGAAUCUUAAUGAAUGCUUGUUGCGUGUGUGUUUGGUUUAAAACCAUGCCCGAUCCCUUGGUCAGGGCAGUCUGAAGUCAGAAGGGCCCGCAGGUACAGGGUGCAACAGGAAGCUCCAUCACACCCCACAAACACACACACUUAGUGUUUGAACCCAGGUGGACUGAGUCACCCGAGUCCACAUCUGGAUCCGCAGACGGCCACACCACUAAGAUAACCACAGGAGAGGAGGAGGUGAAAUCAUGGCUGGAAGGAGGAGAACCAGUUUCUCUGGCGUGUUCAUCACGGCUCUGCUGGCUGUGACGCUGCUGCCUGCAUUCUUGUCUGCUGGACCAGUCCCGAAAAAGCUAAAAGGAGAUGCUGGAGAAAGUAUCCGAGAGAAGUCCGCUGCUGCAGAGUCGCACAGGAGGCUGAUCCGCAAUCGCAGGAACAUCAGCUGGUACAAACAGCACUCCGACUUCUGGAACUGGUACAAGUACUUCACCGACAACGGCAACCAGGAGGCAGUUCAGGAGAUGGACCGCAUGUACCUGGCCUACCUCCAGAACAAGAACCGUGCCGAGGGUCGUCGCUCCUACAAGGCCUACUUGCGCCACCUGGGGGAUGUCUACAAGUCCUGUGCCGAUUCUGAUGACCCCAACUGCGUGGCUUCCUACACCAGCAGGCCUACACCAGAGCCCCCCAAGCCUGCACCAGUAAAAACAUGCGACCCCACCAAAGAUCCCUACUGCCUGUACGCUGCUUUGGUUCAGGGCAAGAGCCCCUACCUGCCCCUGGUUCUCCCUGCUGCCGUCCCUGCUCCGGCACCAGCCAAGGCCCCGGCCCCUCUUUACGUCCGGUCUGCUCCAGCCAAGGACCCACAGUCUGGGUAUUACUACUACGCUCCAUCUGCAGUGCCUUUCCUCUCCAAGGAGCAGAAGGCCGAGCUGAUGCGUAUCUGCUCCGCCGAGGACGUUGAGUGUCUGCAGUACCACCUGAGAGCAGCUUACGGAUACACACCCGCUGCCGGAUCCCUGCCUUCCUACGCUCACCUCGGCUGUGACCCCAAGACUGACCCGACCUGCAAAGCCAAACUGGUGCAGAAAGCCCCCUCUGGCGUUUACGUGCAGUACCCCAACUGUGAUCCACGGGAUCCCCGAUGUGCCUACGCUGCCUCGCUUGUGGCACCUCGUGCCCCUAACCCGCCUGCCCCUGCUGGCCCUGGAUCCUGCAACCCUCUGUAUGAAGAAGGCUGCAACCCUCUCACUGCUACCAAGUUUGCUACUCCCCCCGAGACAUACAGAAACGAGGAAAAUGAGGAGGCUGCUGCCAUUCGUGCUGCUCCUCGUCCUGCUGAGCAGAACAACGACCCCUAUGCCAUGUUUAGAGAUCCUCGUCCUUCUGAGCAGAACAACGACCCUUAUGCCAUGUUUAGAGAUCCUCGUCCCGCUGAGCAGAACAACGACCCCUAUGCCAUGUUUAGGAAUGCUCAUGCUAACAGAGUUACUGAUCCCUAUGCUAUGUACCGCCAGGCCCCAGCUUCUCCUCCUGCUAAUGACCCAUAUGCCAUGCUGCGCCGAUUCAUGUCCCAGGCUCAAGGUCAGGACCAAUAUGCUCCACGCAUGGAGGCUGCUCCAGAGUUGAACCCCAACGAUCCUUUCGCUGCAAUCCGUGAGGCGGCAGCUGCCAUGCAUCGUCAUGGUCCUCCCACUCCCAGGCAGCAGUACCCUUAUGCCAAUCCCAAUUAUGAAGAGCCACCCCAGGAGGAGCGCCACCCUCUGGGGGUCCCAGGUAAAACCGAGGAGGGCUACGACUGCUACAUGGGUUAUGAUCCAGAAUGCAAACCAGUGAACAAGCCCCAGCCUCGCUCUGGAGCUCAUCGUCGCGUUCCUUACAACGCCGAAGCCUACGAGCCUCACCUGAACGCUGACGGCACCCGAAAUGGAGUCCUCGAGCCGGCCAACCCACACUGCGACCCUGAACAUGACCCCGACUGCCGCCUGCGUCGCUAUGAGCCCGAGCAGACCCGCGCCGAGGCCCAGCCUGAGCGUUACGCUGAGGAGGACCACAACCAGAGGGCAGCGGAGAGCGAGCAGCAUCCAGAGCAGCAGGAACAAGACCAGUACGAGGCAGAGCCCUACCAGAGCGGCCAAGAGGAGCCUCACAUCCCCUACUCACAAGGUAUGCCCAGCCUCCAGGACAUACUGAGGCGUUACGGAGACCAAUACCCGGAUCAGGAGGAUCACAGAGGCUAUGCAGAUGACUACCGCAAGAAAUAAACAUGCCAACACACACACACACACACACACAUGCAUGCAGAUGGACAUGAAUACACAGUCCCGUGCGUUCUUGUAGCUUAGCCCUUGACCGCCUCAUGCGCAGUAAGUCCUACCAGGACCAGAUAUGGGACUUGAGAAGUCUAUGGACCCAAUGAGCGAGUACAUGCACGUACUUUCACACAUAGCUUCCAGCUGUAGGAGCACGCUCAGAAAGCCGAGGGUGUUCCAGCGACGUUUUCAUCCCUGUAGCUGCUUUAGACCUGUUGCUUUGGCCUAUUGCUUUCCAGUCUUGUUUCUCCUCAAACCACUCGAAUGUGUAAUGACUUCUUAACGCUCGGCUUUGCUUCUGUUUCUAUGCAUCUCAGAUUUGUUUGUUGCUUUUUUGUCAGUGAUGGAUUAUGUAAAGAUUUUUUUUUUUUCAUUU
Messenger RNA from Larimichthys crocea (large yellow croaker), 3320 nucleotides. RefSeq names its product actinodin1 (gene and1). Bases 881 to 2896 code for a protein of 671 amino acids. NCBI's taxonomy places the organism in Eukaryota, Metazoa, Chordata, Actinopteri, Sciaenidae. The record is from RefSeq and is a predicted model, not a curated record. The transcript has 7 exons.